This is a messenger RNA of Acanthocheilonema viteae, 710 nucleotides long. The record is from the annotation of a GenBank genome assembly. NCBI's taxonomy places the organism in Eukaryota, Metazoa, Nematoda, Chromadorea, Rhabditida, Onchocercidae.
AUGACGUCGCAGUACUUUAGUCCGCCAGGUGGUGGUGGUGGUGCUGCACCGGGGACGGUAUCUGCAUAUUUCGCAGCACCAGGAGCGAGACCGAGUGGUAGUGGUGGAGGUGGUGGUGGUGUAGGUUUUGGAAGCGGCGGUGCUGGUGGUACAACGUCUGCCUAUUUCGCUGCACCGGGAGCAGGGGGAGGUGAAGGUGGAUGUGUUUCGGCGUAUUUCUCACCAACUGCACCAGGAGGUUUGGGAGGGGGAGCUGCAGGAGCACCUUCAGUCGGUGCCGUUGAUCCUACUCAAACAGCGAUUGGAGCUGUUGAUCCGACAAGAACUGCGAUUGGUGCCGUGGAUCCAACGAAAACUGCUAUUGGUGCUGUGGAUCCCACUCGAACUGCAAUUGGUGCCGUUGAUCCAACAAAAACUGCUAUUGGUGCAGUAGACCCCACUCGAACUGCUAUUGGGGCUGUUGAUCCAACAAAAACUGCUAUUGGUGCUGUAGAUCUUACCCGAACAGCUAUUGGAGCUGUUGAUCAGACUCGAACUGCGAUUGGUGCUGUGGAUCCAACGAAAACUGCCAUCGGUGCAGUAGACCCCACUCGAACUGCCAUCGGUGCAGUAGACCCCACUCGAACUGCCAUCGGUGUUGUAGAUCCCACUCGAACCGCUAUCGGUGCAGUAGACCCCACUCGAACUGCUAUUGGGGCUGUUGAUCCAAC